Messenger RNA from Nelumbo nucifera (sacred lotus), 1483 nucleotides. Its product is annotated as 26S proteasome non-ATPase regulatory subunit 6 homolog. The record is from RefSeq and is a predicted model, not a curated record. NCBI's taxonomy places the organism in Eukaryota, Viridiplantae, Streptophyta, Magnoliopsida, Proteales, Nelumbonaceae. Gene Ontology annotation, biological process: proteasome-mediated ubiquitin-dependent protein catabolic process.
AACCAGCAAAGAAAUCUCAAAUCUCCCUCUGGUUUGGUUUGCGAAGAAAGGAACCAAAAGUGAAUCAGGAGAGAAACCAUGGAAGCUCAAGAAGGAACUCAGCAACCACAGCUUGUGCUAGCCCACAAACUAUUCCUCCUAACCCAUCCAGAUGUCGAGGACAUCGAGAAGGUCCGCCUCAGGGAGGAAGUCUUGUCAUUUGUUAAAGCCAAUGACAUGGCUCCUCUGUACGAAACUCUAGCUGCUAGUUCGAUUUUGGAGAUGGAUCAGGCAGUUUUGGAAUCCAUGCGCACAAAGAUUGAUGAAGAGCUCAAGAAGCUUGAUGAUAAAAUUGCUGAUGCUGAAGAGAAUUUAGGAGAAAGUGAAGUUCGUGAAGCUCAUUUAGCUAAAUCCUUGUUCUAUGUUCGAAUCAGUGACAAGGAAAAAGCAUUGGAGCAACUAAAACUGACAGAGAGCAAAACAGUAGCCAUAGGUCACAAGAUGGACAUAGUCUUCUACAGCCUGCAGAUGGGGUUUUUCUAUAUGGACUUUGAUCUCAUCUCCAAAAGCAUUGAUAAAGCUAAGAAUUUGUUUGAAGAGGGAGGAGAUUGGGAGAGGAAGAAUCGUCUUAAAGUAUAUGAAGGCUUGUAUUGCAUGGCUACUAGAAACUUUAAGAAGGCUGCAAAUCUAUUUCUGGAUUCCAUCUCAACGUUCACGACCUAUGAACUUUUUCCUUAUGAGACAUUCAUUUUCUAUACCGUCCUAACAAGCAUCAUAUCACUGGACAGAGUUUCUUUAAAACAAAAGGUAGUGGAUGCUCCAGAGAUAUUAACGGUGAUUGGGAAAGUCCCAUAUCUAUCGGAGUUUUUGAACUCUCUCUAUGGUUGUCAAUACAAGUCCUUCUUUUCAGCAUUUGCUGGGUUGACAGAGCAGAUAAAAUUAGACCGUUACCUGCAUCCACACUUCCGUUAUUACAUGAGGGAGGUGCGUACUGUUGUGUAUUCUCAGUUUUUGGAAUCAUACAAGAGUGUCACUAUGGAGGCAAUGGCCACAGCCUUUGGGGUAACUGUGGACUUUAUUGAUCUGGAGCUGUCCCGUUUUAUUGCGGUGGGGAAACUUCACUGCAAGAUUGACAAGGUUGCUGGGGUCCUUGAAACAAAUAGGCCGGAUGCAAAGAAUGCCCUAUAUCAGGCAACCAUUAAGCAAGGGGAUUUCUUAUUAAACAGGAUCCAGAAACUUUCUCGAGUGAUAGACCUGUGAACUUCUGCAGUUGACCGGGUCAAGAUGCGUGACCCUGGUCCUGGUGGGGCGGAAAAUGGGAUAAGCUAGCUGCAGGUCAGUAGUUGCCUUUGGAGUUGAGAAAAGUUACCAAUGGAUGAGAGAUGCCUCCCUGAUUCAUUGUUUGUGCCAUACCCGAUAUUUGAUAUUUGUAUGAUUAUCAAGGGAUGGGCCGGAUGGUUGUACCCAUUAAUCUAUGGAAUUCUCGAAUUAACAUUCUGCCUCU